Rhizoctonia solani is the source of this 1341-nucleotide messenger RNA. RefSeq names its product major facilitator superfamily transporter. Gene Ontology annotation, molecular function: transmembrane transporter activity. Gene Ontology annotation, cellular component: membrane. NCBI's taxonomy places the organism in Eukaryota, Fungi, Basidiomycota, Agaricomycetes, Cantharellales, Ceratobasidiaceae. The transcript is spliced from 7 exons. Gene Ontology annotation, biological process: transmembrane transport. The record is from RefSeq and is a predicted model, not a curated record. The coding region runs from base 1 to 1341 and encodes 446 amino acids.
AUGUCCAACUUUUCUAAACGUGAAGAUAGUCCACCCGUCUCUGAUGAGAAGGGUGGCUUUAAGGCUCCAGUCGUCGACACUCCUGUCUCUGAUGUCGCUGGCCUUGGUUACGGAUCUGAGGAUGGCCAGGCCAACGAUGCCGCACUUUUACUGCGCACUGACAUUUGGAUUAUGCCCAUGAUGUUCAUUCUCAAUUUUGGAGCUGCUCGUAUGGACACUCUUGGAGUUGCAAUGAUGGGUUUCCCAAACACAGACUACUGGGUAUCCGUCCUUGUUUUUUUCAUCGGCUAUAUCAUAUUCCAGCUACCUGCGGCGCUCCUAGUCCGUCGUUACCAUCCUCGUUUCUUCCUUUUUGCUAUUGUGUUCUUAUGGGGCAUAGACGGAGGCAUCGCCGUCGCAUUUGUGAAGAACUGGCAACAGCUUGCCGUAGUUCGUGCUAUUCUCGGAGGGCUUGAGAGCGGUUUCUUGUCCGUCUGCACGCUUCUUAUUACCUGCUGGUACACUCGCUUCGAACUUGGUCUCCGUAUGACGAUUUUCUACCAAGGUGUGACUAUAAAUCAGGCGGCGGCUCCCAUCUUGGCCUACCUUGUUGGGCUUAUGGAAGGCAUCGCGGGAUUAAAAGGCUGGCAAUGGAUAUUCAUUAUUUUCGGUAUUAUUAUUAUCAUAAUCGCAUGCAUCUCGUUAGUCUUCGUCCAGAACUUCCCUGAGCGCGCCACAUUCUUGAGCGAAGACGACCGCAAGCGAGUUCUCGACCGCCUCGAGGAGGAUCGAAACGAUCACAUUGUCUGUGACGCGCACGUCUGGGAAAAGAUCCUCUACCACUUCCGAUGCUGGAUGAUUUGGGCACUCGGUUUGGCCUAUGGCUGUGCCAACGUCUCAGUCACGGCUUUACCCACGGUCGGGGUCGCCCACCUGGGAUCGUUAGGAUAUACCCCUGCGGGAACUUCGGCGUUGGCCAUCGCACCAUGGGUUGUGGGAGCGAUCGUCGCCAUUACUGCCUCGUGGCAUUCCGAUCGUACUCGCAUGCGUUCCCCUUAUAUCCUUCUCGGUGCCGUAAUGUGCGUCGUUGGAUUUGGAUGCAUGCUCAGCAAGAAUGUUGGAGCCUCCGUGUUUGGUACUUUCCUGGCUAUUGCAGGAAGCGCGACGCAACUUCCUCUAAUCAUGGUCAUGCUUCAAAAUAACGUCCGCGGAACCUGCAAGCGUGCUGUUGCGGGCGCGAUCACUCUGGGCUUUGGAGCCAUCGGAUACAUGGCUUCGGCCAGUCUCUUCACUUCAUCGAGUGCUCCCUUGUAUCGCCAAGGAUGUAUUGCCUCGAUUGCCAUGCAAGCUGGUUAUUUGUGA